AUUUCCAUACAAUUAGUUUCUUUCUUUCGUGAAAGUUUCGCGAAUAAGUAACGUCUGUUAGGAAGUAGGAACACACUUGUGAGAAAAACAUUGGAAAGAUUUCGAAACGUAGCGAAACAAACAAAAACAGUCCGAUCGAUUUCAGAACAGGCUGCUGAUUACCGAAUUAACAUUUGACAAUAAGUGUUUUUCGAAAUUCGCAACGUUCCUGCUAGAAAAAAACAAUUGAAACGAAUAUUCGAAUCAACACGAAUCUCCACUUUCCGGGAACAUAAUUCCGAGUGAGGAUGAAGAGCAGGAGGAGGAGGAAGAGGUGAGACAUGGAAAAGGAGCUCCGUGGGAACGCUUAGAAAGGAAGGAAGAGAGGAAGAGAAGAUACGAAAGUAGAGUCUCUGAGAAAGACGUAGAGGGCUGCGAAAGGACGAAGAGACGAGAAGUGAGGGAGUGAGGGGGAGUGUGUGUGUGAGAGAGAGAGAGAGAGAGAGAGAAAAGAAGGGAUCUAGGAGUCCCCACUAUUAAAUCGCUCGAUGAGGGAGAAGAGAGGUAAGGAGGAAGAGGAGGAGGAGGAGAAGAGGAAGAAGAAGAAGAAGCUACAUUGGGGGCGGUCAGACUGUCUUCGUUCUCAGUAGAUUUCCAACAUUCGCAUAGUAGACUGUGAUCCAAAUGAAAGAUAAUUAAGACUCGGUCAAUCUUUCGAAAAGAGAAAAAAAAGAAAAAAACAAAGAUCAACUACUUACAAGAAUUCCAAAGGAAUUAACUAUGGAUCUAUAAUCCUGAUUUUCCUAAUGUUCUUCUACCGGAAAUCAUAAGAAGUGAUUAUUAACUGUCAGAGGAAGGCUAAUCUAAAACUGUCAACGGACAGAAGAAAACGUUCGUUCAGAGUACCGUUUUUAUUUGUCGAGACAAUAGAAGAAGAGGGUUUCGAGUCCCAUAAUUAGAGGAUUCAAUGGUAGUGCAGAAAAAAAAACAAAAGGUAUAACGCUUGGGGCGGUUCGCCUUGUCUCGAGCAUACACACACUCUCCUUGAGAGAGACCAGUCACGAAAAGCAACGACUCACGAAGAGUCUUUAAAGAAGUUAGAAGGAGAACCUUCAGGAGAGUAUACUUUGGAUCGUCUGACCAAGAAGACUUCAUUCGUUAACUCGGAGUCCAAUUGUACGGACAGAUGGAUCAUCGAUCUGUCUCUAAUAAUUUGUAGAUCGAAUAUGUCAAAUUGUACAAUAGUUCAUUCGCACUCAUGUGAUACAUUUGAGGAUCAAAGUGUUCCAACUUGUGGUAAAGUUUACCACGUAUUCUAGACUCGACCUAGACUCGGCAAAACUUUCGAAGCAGAAGUAAUAUAUAUAUAUAUAUAUAUAUAUAUAUAUAUAUAUAUAUUUUCUCGAGAGAAAGGAAGAUAUUAUUAUCCUUGGAUGCAUUUUAAAACAAAUUUCAACGCUAUUUUGACAUAACGGAGAGAGAGAGAGAGAGAGAGAGAGAGAGAGAGAGAGAGAGAGAGAGAGAGAGAGAGAGAGAGAGAGAGAGAGAGAGAAAGAACAUUAUUAAAUAAAAUUGAAGUCGAACGAUUCGCGCAUUUAAUUGCGGUUGAGUUUUUAACAUGGAAUUCAACGAUUCAUAGAUAUCUGAAAAGGAUAUCUCUUGGGAGAGAUAAAGGGAAACUUUCAUCGAGGUUUCUCGUGCCAGAUAACUUCUCGAUAUAUUCGCGUUUAUCGGUUCGAUGCUCGUUCUAUUUGUGCGCAAGGAACCGAACGGAAAACGUUAACGCGAGAAUCAUCUAUGGUAUUUGAAAUACUACUUUCCGACGAAGAAUUUGCCGCAAGGACGAAGAUCAAGGAUCUAUAGGAAGUUCUCCGUCAUCGACGGAGUAUGCAUCUUGUGGUAUAUUUCGACCUCUUUAUAACGGAUAUCGAAAGAUAUAUACGAAGCCGAUAACUAUUUUACUAGCGAUUGACAACGUCGUCGUAAAACUUUUGAGCGUCUCGUAAACGCAAACGAUUUACGAUUAGUAGUAUUGAACGGUCAUGAAGAGAUGAUCGAGAACGAUUUCAUCGUGGGAUACAUCAAAAGAAAAGGACAAACUUUGUUCGAUCUUUUUUUACUUGUAAAAGAAGAAGAAGAAGAAGAAGAAGAAGAAGAAGAAGAAAAAGAAAAACAAGAAAGGAAACCGUUCAAAGUGGUCCAGAGUGGAUGGAACAUAGAAUUACACUGAUCGAUCGAUCGAAGUAGCAAGAGCACGAAUUAGGAUGGGUCUAUCCAAGAUCGUGUUGAUACUCUUGCUGGCAGAAUUCAGUCAUGCCAGACCUCAAACAACCGAGACGGAAACGAGUUUACGACAGGAAAUAACGACUGAGACGAGCAAUAAGGAAUGGAAACCACCAAGAUCGACGGGAAAAACUACCGAAAAUGUCCGUCGAGGUGACAGCAGUGUUCAACUGACGAAUGAAACGCAACGCCAGCUGAAAGAUCUCCAGCACAUCAACCAGUCGUUAAGAACGGUCGCUACGCAGUUGCUAAAUGUAACGGGUCAUAACGAAGGGGUUAAAGACACGAAAAUCGAAAGGAAGGAUUCGAGAUUGAACGGGGAGAACGAUGCGUCCUUCGUGAAGGAAAUUAAUGCGGAGAUAAGUAAUCUCGAAUCGAUGGGAGUUAAUUUUGGUAGGCCUAUGAACUCGAAAUUUGGAUAUUUCGAGAGUAGUCAUCCUGGUCAGGCAAUGGUCAUGACCGAGGAAGAACUCGAGAAAGAAAUGAGUUCUACCAGGUUGAUGGCAGGUUAUAAGAAUCAUCCGACGACAACCGGUGGUAUCUCGACAUGGAUUUUAUUAAAUCCACCAUCGACGACAAUAAAGAGUCUCACCGACAACGAUCAACCUGGCACGACGAAACAAUCUGAGAACGAUGUAAGAUAUACUCUGAAGCCGAUCGUGACUCAUGGGAGAAUAGAGGUAAAGAAUACGAAGAACGAGCAAAAGGUAACGUCGCAACUACCAUCGACUGCCUCGAUAGAGAAAGUCAUCUUUCCGAGUACGAAGAAAGCUGCGAAUAACAGUACUUUGAAAAAAAGUAACGCUCCUGGUAAUAAUUCCUCGAAACAGGACGAGACCACUCAAUCUUUGGCUAAGUUAGAAGCCAUCGAAAGUACGACUUCCAAGAUAUCACGUACAACCGUCUCCUCUACUGCGGACAAUAAAGUAACGUCAGACUCGACGUCUUCAACUGCGACCACAAAAAAGAUUCAAAUUAUAAGAUCGACUCUAAAGGCAAAGCCCACGACGACUCCUAGACCCACUGUUCCAAAUAAAUUUGCUACAACAGUAGUUAAAAGACCUCAGCAAGGCAAACCUAAGCCGUCUCAGACGAGGAGGACAACCGUGAAACCUGACGUAUCGAAGAACGACAAUUCUACCACAGCUAAGGUUGAAAAAGUUACUUUCAAAGCAGUGCCGAUGAUUACAACGCCGCGAUCGAACAACGAGAUAACAGAGAAACCGAUAUUCGUCACCAAGAUCAAGGCGUCCGUUCUAAUGGACACUCAAAAAACUGCACCAAUCGCAACUACGAACGUUAAUGUUUCUACCGUUUCUAAAUCCAAUUUUUCGGAUGCCGAUCUAGUGGAGGUACCAAUCAAGUCGAAACCUCUUGGAACGAGCAUAAAUAACGUCUUGAAAGUGCAAUUGAAGAAGCCGAUCGAUGAAUCUACUCAAAUCGAAAUAGAACCGAUUAAAAUGAACCCGCCGGUUUUGACGAUUCAGAAAAUGACAGAGAAGAAGCCUGACAACGAUGUAACCGACAUUGGCUUAACUAAUCUCAAUGGUUCUAGCAUAGAUUUGAAAUUUGAUUUCAAUCCGGAGCUGACAAAGAUCAGUACCGAAGCGGAGAGUUUGGCAGAUUCAGUGACAACGUCCGCUCCAUCGUCUACGACAACGAAGCGGCAGAGAAACUCGAAUAAGAGGAAGAAGAACAAGAUUAGACGCCGAAGACCAUCGAGCACGACACCGUUAACAUCGACCACGAUUACAACGACCACUACAACGAUAGCUCCUGUACCGAUUGAAGAAAUAAACGAAGUAUCCGCCGAACCGAUUCUUUUGGACAACGCUAUUCAAGAAUCGAAGAUCGAGCCAGAAUCCAAAAUUACGAAUAAUAUUACGAAGACGAAGAAGAAGCCGCCUCAAAAGGGAAUCAGUACGCAGAUCUACAAUUUUCUUAGCAGAGAAGUAAUGCCCAGUUUUGGGGUAAUGUCCUUGCUCGGUCUUGGUCUGGGAUUAGCUUCCUAUUUUCUCUAUCCUUUUGGUGGAACAAUCACCCGAAGAAAUUACGAGGUGGAACCCAAUUACAAAUAUAAUUUGGACGAAUACGGCGGUAAUUACGGACAGAACGAAGAGGAAGUUUUGUCAAAAGUUCUGCAAGGUAUGACCAAUCAUGAGAAUAAAUUUGGUGCUGGAUCAGGUGGGCUCAAGGAUCUCGAUAAAAAUUACUAUCGUUAUCAACAUUUUGACGGUGCGUACGAUACUCAGUCGAUAAGAAGAACGGAUCAAAGAUAUCCUUUACCAUCGUCGUCGCCCAUUUACAAGCCAACGGAAAAUACAGCGUCCGUCUUAAAGUACCGUAAUACCGAUUACAGAUAUUCCGAAGUACAAACUACACCAACUUACUACGAUCCGCAAAAGCAUAACGAAUUUGUGGUUGGUCAAGAUAGUACAGGAAAUCGACAGUUCGUUGUCGGUAAUAUACCUAAAGAGUAUCCACCCUUUACCGACAAACAUCUUACUUUACCGACGUCCGACAAAAAGGGUCCCAACGUUUUCCACGAAUCAACGGAAAGUGGCUUGACGCAAUUCGAACGGGACAUCGCUCAAGGUCUCAACUUUCCACCCAAUUCGGUAAACGGACACGGAUACCAAUCGGAAACGCAAACUUUACGACCAGAGGAUGGUUACGAGGAGAUCGAGAUAACGCCUACUGCCGUAGCCGUUGAACACGGACCUAGAUCUUUAAAAAUAAAACGUUCGAUACUUAAUAGAAUGGACGUUAAUCGUUCUUCCAGAUCAAAAAGGGACUCUGUUAUUCAAAUAAUCCCGUCAAGACAUGAACUAGAGAAAGAACAAAAAGAAGAGGACUUCAGCAAUGAAAUUCUAGAUAUUAUUGACUCUGCUUUACCUGGUAGCGAAGAGAAAAAAAUAAUAGAUAACGAGGUUGACGAUUUUCUUUCAUAUAAGAAAAAACUUCACGGGGAAUCUCAACAGCAUCAUAAGGAAAUAGGUUCGAGAAACGAGGUCCAAACUAGUGAGACUGAAAACGAUACUAAUUCGAACAAAAAUGUAUUCGACGACACGGCGGAGACCGUAGAAAAAAUAACGACUGAAAAACAAAUUGAUAAAAUAGAAGAAUAUUCGAGCAAUGACUCUUUCGUAACUUCGACGUCUUCGUCGACGAGCGACGAGUCUGACACGACCGAACACGUGAAAGAUAUCGAAGAAACGACCGUCGAGUGGUUCGAAAAUACAACGACGAAGAAAUCGACCGAAGAAGAAGGAGGAUUCAAUAUCUUUAGUUUUGUUAAGAAAGUAGCAGAAAUUAAGUUUAGAUUAGGCUUGACGAUCUUGAAACACGCGAGCGAAGGUUUCGCGAGAUAUCUGGGACACGUGCAAAAGAGGAUCAAUGGCGAGGAAUAGGAUGGAACGUACGUGUAACGUUGCCUUUCGAAAGUCACAAGCAGAGAAUUGUAUGUGAUCGAAGACGCGACUAAAUUGUAUCGUCUCUUUUGAUGUCUCUUUACACGCUCCAGCGUGUAUGUUUUAUUUUGCGAUUGCGUAGAACCAGUUUUACACGUUUGUCUCAUAUCAGGCUUAUCUACGCGAGAUUAUACGACCGAUUGCAAAUAACUUAAUGACGGCGAAACUAUCGCAAUUAUUUUUCACAGUCGACUCGUCGAUCGAGUUUCAGGAAUAUCUUCUAAUAUUGAUAUAACGACCGAGAAAGUAUAACGAUAUCGAAACGAUGUGUUCGCAUCUAUUGGAAGUAGAUCUAGCUCAAUUCAAACGUUGACGCUUAUCACUGUGAAAAUAACGAACGAUGGUGCUUGGAAGUUAAUCGGGAGGGAGGGGGAGGGGGUGGAAUAACAGGAUUUAGUCGUUUACAUCGGAAUUUUAUGGUUUUAAAGAAAAAAAAGAAGAAAAAUAAAAAAAAAGGUUUAAGUUACCGAGAAAAUCGUAAGACACGUUUGAAAAGGUAAUGGGGUUUUUUCUUUUACAAGACUAUCACCAUGUUUAUACACACACAAACAUACGCGCACGCACACGUUGUUUUAUUGAAAAUUCACUUUGUUACGUUAUUUCGAUGUACGUGUGUUUCUUCCCUCUCGAUACGAGGAUAUAUAAAAAUCCAAGUAGUAGAGUUUUUAUUACGUACUUAUAAAUAAAUAAAUAAAUAAAUAAGUUAAAAUAAAUAUUGCUACGCAGUAUUCUGUGUCGUGUAAAUAAAAAUAAACUGUUGAAAGAAAUAUAUAUAAAUAUCGACGAGAGAGACAUUCACUCGAUAUUUCUACAACAUCAAUGAAUAAAUAUGUCGAAAUAAAUACGAUAAUAAAUAGCAAUAAAUUACCCGAAACAAUAAUCAAACGAA
Molecule: messenger RNA, 6621 nt
Organism: Vespula vulgaris
Lineage: Eukaryota; Metazoa; Arthropoda; Insecta; Hymenoptera; Vespidae
Exons: 5
Coding region: 2244-5672 (1142 amino acids)
Source: RefSeq, a predicted model, not a curated record